Messenger RNA from Vicia villosa (hairy vetch), 1238 nucleotides. Its product is annotated as glutathione S-transferase DHAR3, chloroplastic-like. The transcript has 6 exons. Lineage: Eukaryota; Viridiplantae; Streptophyta; Magnoliopsida; Fabales; Fabaceae. Gene Ontology annotation, molecular function: glutathione dehydrogenase (ascorbate) activity. The record is from RefSeq and is a predicted model, not a curated record. Gene Ontology annotation, biological process: cellular oxidant detoxification; protein glutathionylation; ascorbate glutathione cycle. Bases 97 to 891 code for a protein of 264 amino acids.
GGUACGAUGACACAUAAACUUUCGCUCAAACAAAACACAACCUCAUCAUCAGCUUCAUCUUCUAUUCGAAGCUACAACCAAACGUAACCGUUUCCAAUGUCCACCGUAAGAAUUCAAGUUUCAGCGUGCGCUCUUUCCGCCACCGUCAACAACCUUCGUUAUCGUCCAAACUACGUCGUUUCAACAAGCCGCUUCAACAACCAUUUCAGCUUCAAACCCCUCAGAGUUUCAAUGUCUUCCGUUCCUCCUUCCGAGCCCUUGGAAAUUGCUGUCAAAGCUUCUAUCACCUCACCCAACAAACUUGGAGACUGCCCUUUUACCCAAAGGGUAUUGCUGACCCUGGAGGAAAAACAUUUACCUUACGAGAAGAAAUUGGUGGAUUUAAGGAACAAACCAGAAUGGUUCCUUGAAAUCAGCCCUGAAGGUAAAGUUCCUGUAAUAAAUAUUGAUGGGAAGUGGGUUCCUGAUUCAGAUGUAAUCACACAAACAUUGGAAGAGAAGUAUCCUAGCCCACCAUUGGUGACUCCACCAGAAAAGGCGACAGUUGGAUCAAAGAUCUUUUCUACAUUUAUUGGAUUUCUCAAGAGCAAAGAUCCCAAUGAUGGAACAGAACAAGCAUUACUAAAUGAACUAAGCUCCUUCAACGAUUACCUAAAGGAAAAUGGUCCUUUUAUCAAUGGGAAAGACAUAUCUGCGGCUGACCUGUCACUUGGACCAAAGUUAUACCAUUUGGAGAUUGCUUUAGGGCAUUAUAAGAAAUGGGCAGUACCUGAUUCACUUAACUUUUUGAAAUCUUACUUGAAGGAUAUUUUCUCGAGGGAAUCAUUCAUCAACACGCGUGCACAGCCGGAGGAUGUCAUUGAAGGUUGGCGUCCUAAAGUGGAGGGUUGAUAAUAUCCUCUCAUGCUACUCUUUUCUUUCACUUGCCUGAGACUCUUUAAGUUACAUCCAACUCUAGUUGAGUAUAUAUUCAGCAGCAUUCCAAUAUAGAGUUGAAUACCAAUAUCACUCUGCGCCAUGAACCAAAGCAUAAUUGUUGUUUUAUAGUUGGCCACAGAUUGUAACAUGUUAGGGAGAGGCCAAGAAGACUGCAUGUAGAGCGAAAUAGUUGGCAUUCUGCAAAUAGAAACUACAAUUGCAUCCUUAAAUUAUUGCUGCACUAUGUAAGAAAUAAUUGUGGUUGGAAUUGGGUUGAUGUGCCAUUGAACUUGAUCUUAAAUAAAGAGGACUUUCCUUAA